AUGCAUCCUGGUAUUCUGGCGAGGCAAGUUCAGGAUGAACUAUCUCUAUAUAAGGAAACCAAUAAGAUCAGUUCAAAGAGUACAACAAAUUAUAUUGAGAGAGGUUCUAACCUGAAGUGGAAGCUGCCUGCUUGGCCAUAUGUCAGAGUAAACUUUGAUGCAGCCUUUCAAAAAGAAGAGGGAAGGAUGGGUUUGAGUGCUAUCGUUAGAGAUUCAAUCGGCAAUGUACAAGCAGUGGUGACAGGCCCAAAGGAUCAUAUCUCCUCAGCUGCCCAAGCUGAAAGUGUUGCUCUUCUUAGAGCUAUGGAUCUUUGCAUAGAGCUUGGCUUCAACCAAGUUUGUUUUGAAGGGGAUGUUAAGGCAAUAGUGGAUGCAGUAAACACCAAAGGUGAAGACAACUCGUGGAUUGGCCAAAUGAUAGAGGAUAUGCAAUUGUUAUUGAGAAUGAAUCAAGCUUGGAGUCUGAGGUUUGUUCAAAGGACAGUAAACAGAGUUGCUCAUAUGACAGCCAAAUUAGCAAUUACGGAUAGCUGUGAAAAAUGCCUUGGCUCAAGGAUGGCCCUCCCGAGGUCUUGA
This is a messenger RNA of Juglans regia (Persian walnut), 576 nucleotides long. RefSeq lists its product as uncharacterized. The record is from RefSeq and is a predicted model, not a curated record. The transcript has a single exon. Lineage: Eukaryota; Viridiplantae; Streptophyta; Magnoliopsida; Fagales; Juglandaceae. Gene Ontology annotation, molecular function: RNA-DNA hybrid ribonuclease activity; nucleic acid binding. Bases 1 to 576 code for a protein of 191 amino acids.